This is a messenger RNA of Durio zibethinus, 2738 nucleotides long. NCBI's taxonomy places the organism in Eukaryota, Viridiplantae, Streptophyta, Magnoliopsida, Malvales, Malvaceae. The record is from RefSeq and is a predicted model, not a curated record.
UGAAGUUAAUUUAAUAAUAGCUACUGCGGAUAUAGCGUAACCUUACGUGGCGAAGGAUGAUUGGAUAAUGCUUUAAAUAUUCAUCUACCUCCUCUACAUUCAUUAACGAUCAUCGUCUUAAAAUCUCUUAGCAAAUGUUUUGUUCGUCUUUUCCUUGCUUUUGUGAAAAUACAAUGGCAAUGGCGGCGGAUCUGUUAAGAUUCUCCCUGUCGACUCAGCCAAAGCUCUCUUUCAGUAAUGGCGCGAAACUUAAAGUUGACCGAUUUAACAUGCUCCAACGACGCUGUCGUGGUGGUUUCUAUCACCGGCCUUGGUCAACUCCUGGUUUCGUCUUAUUCAAUUCGCUGGAAACCAGAUCACAGUCGCAAGAGUCGUCUCUCCAACCGCCGAAACAGAAGCCUAAAGACUCGUCGGUUCUCCUCGAUGUUAGUGGGAUGAUGUGCGGCGGAUGCGUAUCCCGAGUCAAAUCAGUUAUCUCCGCCGACGAGCGAGUCGAGUCAGUCGUGGUCAACUUAUUGACUGAAACAGCGGCGAUCAAGUUGAAGCCAGAGGUAAUGGAGAGCGAUACCAUGGAGAGUGUUACGGAGAGUAUAGCUCAGCGAGUGAGCGAGUGUGGAUUCAUGGCGAAGAGGAGGGUUUCGGGGCUUGGAAUCAGGGAGAACGUGAGGAAAUGGAAGGAAAUGUUGAAGAAGAAAGAUGAAUUGAUGGUGAAGAGUAGGAAUCGAGUGGCUUUUGCUUGGACUUUGGUGGCGCUUUGUUGUGGGGCUCAUGCUUCACAUAUUUUGCACUCGCUAGGGAUUCAUAUCGGCCACGGAUCAUUUUUGGAGGUCCUACAUAAUUCUUAUGUUAAAGGUGGAUUGGCUUUAGCGGCUUUAUUGGGGCCUGGAAGAGACUUGCUACUUGAUGGAUUAAUGGCAUUCAGGAAAGGAUCACCCAAUAUGAAUUCUCUUGUGGGAUUUGGAUCAAUUGCAGCAUUUAUCAUUAGUGCAGUCUCACUUCUUAACCCUGGCCUUGAAUGGGAUGCUUCAUUCUUUGAUGAACCGGUCAUGCUUCUUGGUUUUGUGCUCCUAGGACGUUCUCUAGAAGAAAAGGCGAGGAUUAGAGCAUCUAGCGACAUGAGUGAACUUUUUUCAUUGAUAUCUACUCAGUCAAGACUUGUGAUUACUUCAUCAGGCAGUGAUUCCUCUGCUGAUUCUGCACUUUGCUCUGAUGGUGUUUGCAUUGAGGUCCCAUCAGAUGAUAUUCGAGUUGGAGACUUGGUGUUAGUUUUGCCUGGAGAAACUAUUCCUGUAGAUGAUGGUCCUUUAAGGAUUGAAGCAACUUCCACAGGUUCCGACUCAACUAUUUCUAAGAUUGUACGCAUGGUUGAAGAUGCUCAAGGACAAGAAGCACCUGUACAAAGGCUUGCAGAUGCUAUAGCUGGGCCAUUUGUUUACAGCAUAAUGACUCUGUCAGCAGCAACCUUUGCUUUUUGGUAUUAUGCCGGGUCAAACAUAUUUCCAGAUGUUUUGCUCAAUGGAAUUGCUGGCCCUGAUGGAGAUCCUUUGCUUUUGAGUUUGAAACUUGCUGUGGAUGUCUUAGUAGUUUCCUGUCCAUGUGCACUGGGUCUUGCCACACCAACAGCUAUCCUUGUUGGCACCUCUCUUGGUGCAAGACAAGGACUGCUUAUAAGAGGAGGGGAUGUUCUGGAACGGUUGGCCAGUGUAGACCAUGUGGCUUUUGACAAAACAGGGACUCUCACUGAAGGAAAACCCACAGUCUACUCUGUGGCUUCUUUUGCUUAUGAUGAAUCAGAAAUUCUCCAAAUUGCUGCAGCAGUGGAGAGAACAGCGACACACCCAAUUGCUAAGGCUAUUGUAAAGAAGGCAGAAUCAUUGAAUUUGGCAUUCCUAGAAACAAGAGGCCAACUAGUUGAACCAGGUUUUGGAACCUUAGCUGAAGUAAAUGGACGUUUGGUUGCUGUUGGUAGUUUAGAAUGGGUUAAUGAACGUUUCCAGAUGAAAGCAAGCCCAUCUGAUUUAAUGAAUUUAGAACAUGCCAUGAUGCGUCAGUUUGCAUCAGCAUCAAACCAUUCAAAAACCGCUGUCUAUGUUGGACAUGAAGGAGAAGGCAUUAUUGGUGCCAUAGGAAUAACUGACGGUUUGCGCCAUGAUGCUGAAUCCACUGUGAGCAGGCUUCAGCAGAAGGGUAUCAAAACAGUCCUUAUUUCAGGAGACAGGGAAGAGGCAGUUGCAACUAUUGCAAAGACAGUUGGAAUAGAAGGUGAAUUUGUUAAUGCAUCCUUGACUCCUCAACAAAAAUCAAGGGUUAUAUCUACUCUUCAGACUGCAGGACAUCGCAUUGCAAUGGUAGGGGAUGGCAUUAACGAUGCACCAUCUUUGGCCCUUGCUGACGUUGGGAUUGCUCUACAGACUGAAGCACAAGAAACUGCAGCCUCUGAUGCAGCAUCUAUUAUACUUCUCGGAAACAAACUCUCCCAAGUAGUAGAUGCUGUGGAUCUUGCACAGGAAACAAUGGCAAAAGUGUAUCAAAAUUUAUCAUGGGCAGUAGCAUAUAAUGUUGUUGCCAUCCCAAUCGCUGCCGGUGUUUUACUUCCUCAAUUCGAUUUUGCUAUGACACCUUCACUUUCUGUUAAGUAAAAUGGAAAAGAGAAGUAACACUUAGAGGUUUUAUAUGGUGUCCCCACAAUAUAUUCUCAUCUAACCUUUCUGGGUAUUGGUUCUGAUAGGUGGGUUAAU